Messenger RNA from Condylura cristata (star-nosed mole), 1910 nucleotides. RefSeq names its product EGF-like-domain, multiple 6 (gene EGFL6). Gene Ontology annotation, molecular function: calcium ion binding. Lineage: Eukaryota; Metazoa; Chordata; Mammalia; Eulipotyphla; Talpidae. The record is from RefSeq and is a predicted model, not a curated record. Bases 188 to 1687 code for a protein of 499 amino acids. The transcript has 11 exons. Gene Ontology annotation, cellular component: membrane.
UCCAGCGGGGCGUCCCCACCUCUCUCGGAGCCGCCGGUGCCCCGCAGGGCCAGACCUCCCGUCCCUGUCGGAACAGCUCCCCGGGAAGAGCCCAGGCGGCGACCCCGCUGCGCCCCAAACCCCGCGCCCUCCGGAGGGGGCGCAGGCAGAGGAGCGGGAGGCGGUGGUGGAGUGAGACCCGGCGAAGAUGCUGCUGCCCUGGGCGCUUGGGCUCGCCCUGCUGCUGCCCUGGGCGGCAGGUGGGUUAGGGAACGCGGCCAGUGCGAGGCAUCAUGGCUUGUCAGCGUUGGCCCUGCAGCCUGGGCUGUGUCACUAUGGGGUGAAGCUGGCCUGCUGCUAUGGAUGGAGACAGAGCAGCCGGGGCGUCUGUGAAGCUGCCUGUGAACCUGGAUGCAAGUUUGGUGAGUGCGUGGGACCGAACAAAUGUCGGUGCUUUCCGGGAUACACCGGGAAGACCUGCAGUCAAGAUGUGAAUGAGUGUGGCAUAAAGCCCCGGCCAUGCCAGCACAGGUGUGUGAACACACACGGCAGCUACAAGUGCUUCUGCCUCAGCGGCCACGUGCUCAUGCCAGACGCCAGCUGUGCGAGCUUGCGGACGUGCGCCGUGACGAACUGCCAGUACGGCUGUGAGGACGCCCAGGAAGGGCCGCGCUGCCUGUGCCCGUCCUCGGGGCUCCGCCUGGCGCCCGGUGGAAGAGUCUGCAUCGAUGUCGAUGAGUGUGCUGCCCAGAGAGCCGUCUGCCCCUUCAAUCGACGGUGCAUCAACACAUUCGGGAGCUACUACUGCAAGUGUCGUGUUGGUUUCGAACUGCAGUACAUCGGUGGCCGAUAUGACUGUGUAGUUAUCCCUGAAGAUUCUGUGAAGAAAGUGCUCAGAGCUCCUGGGGCCAUCAAGGACAGGAUCAAGAAGUUGCUUGCUCACAAAAACAGCAUGAAAAAGAAGGAGAAAAUGGAAAACGUCAUCACAGAGUCCGCCCCUUUCGACUCUGAAUCAACAAUUUCCAGAGCUGGGAAACCUACCGGGGGAAAAAGAGAGAGCAUGGAGAGAAAGAGAGAGGGGCUUGAGGAAGAGAAGAGCGACGAGAAGACCCCGAAGAGCCACACAGAGCAGGAGCGGCGGCUUCGAGGAGACGUGUUCUCCCCCAAGGUGAAUGAAGCAGAUGAACUCGAUCUGGUUCUAAUACCCAAAAAAGCUGUAGUUUCCAAACUGGAACGCAAAGCAGAUUUAAAUGUCUCAGUCGACUGUAGCUUUGACCAUGGGGUCUGUGACUGGAAACAAGAUACCGAAGAUGAUUUUGACUGGAAGCCUGCUGAUCGAGAAAAUGCUGUCGGCUACUACAUGGCCGUCCCCGCCUCGGCGGGGCAGAAGAAGGACAUCGGCCGAUUAAAGCUUCUCCUCCACGACCUGCAGCCCCAGCGCUACUUCUGUUUGCUCUUCCAUUACCGGCUGGCUGGAGACAAAGUAGGGAAACUCCGAGUGUUUGGGAAGUGCAACGGCAACACCCUGACGUGGGAGGAGGCCAGGAGCGAGAGUGACCGCUGGAAGACGGGGACAAUGCAGUUCUGCCAAGGCACGGGCGUGGCCAAAAGCCAGAUCAUUUUCGAAGCAGAGCGUGGCAAGGGCAAGACUGGAGAGAUCGCGGUGGACGGCGUGUUGCUGGUUUCUGGCUGGUGUCCGGCUCUGUGAUCUGCGGGCGGCCAAACGGUGCUGAUGCGCUUCGUGACUGGCUAGUUAGCGUGCUGUGCUGGUUCUCUGGUUUUGGUUUUUUUUUUUGUUUUUUUUUUUUUGAUAUUACAUCAUAGAUGCCCCAUUUUAGAAGCACAGAAUGCAAAAUUGCAUUGUACUACAAUUAUAAGAUGCCUUUUCUCAUUAAAACACACCAGCGUUUGCUUUAAAUAUAAUGCUAUCU